This is a messenger RNA of Papilio machaon (common yellow swallowtail), 486 nucleotides long. RefSeq lists its product as uncharacterized. The transcript is spliced from 2 exons. The coding region runs from base 1 to 486 and encodes 161 amino acids. Lineage: Eukaryota; Metazoa; Arthropoda; Insecta; Lepidoptera; Papilionidae. The record is from RefSeq and is a predicted model, not a curated record.
AUGUCUGAAAUAGAUAAAGUUCAAAGGGAUAAUGAUUCGACUUAUAAAAGUUCCUUGCUGCUGCUUCGCCUGGGCACUUUGGUGGUGUUAGCGUGCAUGUUGACGGUGCACCUGCGGUCUUUGAGGCUAUUUCGCUGGGAGCAGUCGGUGACGGGCGGAGUCGUCAUAGCAUUUUGUAUCGCCGAACUCGGCCUAGCGUUGUGCGCCGGCUCUACAAAUUGCCGCGGUCAUGCUAUCCAGGCAUAUUUAUGCGGCACCGGUGCUGCUUUAUUGGCGGUCAACGCUGGAGUCAUCUACCGGAGAUGGAAAAGUGCCAGCCAGCUGACGCACGUGGUGGCUGAGCUGCUCGGAGUGCUAGGAGUGCCUCUCAAGCGACAAGUCGUUAUAAAAGUGGCUCUCAGUGCGAUCGCGGCAACCUGCUUGCUUGUUGAUCUGUUUUUCGCACCUUAUUUUUUACGUGAUAGAAGUCUAUCAAAUAGCAAUUAA